AUGUCCAGUCGCUACAGAGUCGAGUACCAGCUCAAGGCGCACCGCAAGGAUGCCUUUAUUGAAUGGAUCAAGGGGCUACUCGCUGUGCCUUUCGUUCUGCACUCGGUGACCGAGCGUGACAACGCUCAAGAAAAGUACCGGCGCGUAUUUGAGGACGUGGAGACGCUCAUCAAUGAGAAGAUUACAGUCGACUCAGAUGAGUCGCUCACGCGCGCGGCCGGCGUAUCGCGCCUGGACAAGCUGGUGCCGACGAUCGGCACCUUCUUUACGCCGCUCCCGCUCACGGAGGCGUUCCUGCGCCAAAACGCGCGCCGCGCGAUUAGUGAACGCGCAUACGUGUCUCCAUCGUUCAAUGACAUCCGCCACAUCCUCAAUACCGCGCAAAUAGUGCAGCUUGCGCGCGCCGGAGAGCUGUCGCUGGUCACCUUCGAUGGUGAUGUCACCUUGUACGAGGACGGUGCGUCGCUUGCUGCUGAGGACAAGGUAAUUGGCCGCCUGCUGCGCCUGCUGGGCGCUGGUAUGCACGUGGGAAUCGUCACCGCCGCCGGCUACGAUGACGCUGAAAACUAUGAGCGGCGGCUAUUUGGACUUUUGCGGCGGCUUGAGCGCGCGGACUUGCCCAACGAGGCAAAACGCCGGCUUUGUGUCAUGGGCGGCGAAUCCAACUUUUUGUUUCGCUGCUACGAGCGCGAUGGCCGCGCGGGCUUCGAACGUGUGCCUGAGAGCGUUUGGAUGUCCGCUGAGCUCCACCAGUGGAACCAGCAGGAUAUCAACGCCACACUGGAUUUGGCAGAGGUGAUGCUCCGGGCGCUGCGCGAAAAACUGCGCCUGCCUGCGGAGACCCAGAUCAUCCGCAAGGUGCGCGCAGUGGGCAUUGUACCGGGGCAGCGCUUUGACCCGGAGUUGGGCCGCGAAAUUCGCGUGCCGCUGCUGCGCGAGACGCUGGAGGAAAUCGUUCUUACAGUCCAGGGUCGGCUCGAGAACUUCCCACCCGCGCAGCGUGUGCAAUUCAGCUGUUUCGACGGCGGCAGCGACGUGUGGUGCGACAUCGGCGGCAAGGACCUCGGUGUAGCCUUCCUGCAGCGGUUCUACUCGCCGGAGCGUCCAAUCCGCCCUGAGCAGUCCUUGCAUGUCGGUGACCAGUUCGCCCCCGUCGGAUCUGCGAAUGACUUCAAGGCACGGCUCGCAGGCUGCACAGCGUGGAUAUCGUCGCCACAGGAAACGGUUGCGCUGCUCGACGACCUCCUUGCGGAGCUUGAGGCUCAGAAGAAUAUGUAA
This is a messenger RNA of Eremothecium gossypii ATCC 10895, 1278 nucleotides long. It is a transcript of the gene ISN1, whose product is annotated as IMP 5'-nucleotidase. Gene Ontology annotation, molecular function: magnesium ion binding. The coding region runs from base 1 to 1278 and encodes 425 amino acids. Gene Ontology annotation, biological process: nicotinic acid riboside biosynthetic process; inosine salvage; nucleotide metabolic process. The transcript has a single exon. Lineage: Eukaryota; Fungi; Ascomycota; Saccharomycetes; Saccharomycetales; Saccharomycetaceae. The record is from RefSeq and is marked provisional.